CACACCGCGGCGCGGCGCUCGCGUCGGGACGUUGAAAAACCGGCCAUCGUCCGCGGACGGGUCGUCAGAGAGCAGCGCGCCAAUCUCGAAGCAGCCAUGUGCGACUUGAAGGGGGAACACCGGUGCGUUGCCAUUUCGGGCGAGACCGUCAAGUCGGCCUGGAAAAGGGUGAUCGACUAUUUCUCGGCGCAUGGCGGCGACAAAGCAGCCGAAGAAGAACUGCGCACCUACGAUGAGGCGCCCGAGUUCCUCCGCCAGAACCCGUUCAUCCUGACGGGCUACCGCUGCAACUUGGCACUGCGCCGGUGCGCGCGCUCCGCAUUCGAGUGGAACAACGAGACGCUCAACAUUUGGACGCACCUGUCGGGCUUCUUCGUCAUGCUGGCGCUGUUCGUGCACGACCUCGUCCAGCGGCUGGACGAGGUGUCUCCCUCUGCGGUGGACCGCGCGUUCUGCGUCGCCAUCUGCCUGGCGUACAUGACGACGCUGCUGCUGUCGGUGGUGUACCACACGUUCAACUGCCACUCGGAGCAGUGCUACCAGCGGCUGCUCAAGUGGGACGUUCUCGGCGUGGCGCUCAGCCUCAGCAUGACGUUCCUCUCGGGCGUCCACUUUGCCUUCAGCUGCCGGCCGGGGCUGGAGCUCGCCUACGGCGGCGUCGAGCUGCUGCUUGUCGCGGUCGUGCUGGUGCUCAACUUCGCGCCCCGCUUCGCCGACCGAGCGGAGCUGGAACCCGCGCGGCUGCUGGUGCUCAGUUCGCUGGUCCUCUUCGGCCUGGCGCCCACCGCGCACUGGUUCUCUCUCAACGGCGGCCUCGAGGCGCCAAUCGUCCGCCUGCUCCUUCCACGCAUCGCUGUGCUCUUCGGCCUCAUCGGCAUGGCGUUCGCCGUGUACCGCUUCCGACUCCCCGAGUGCCUGUGGCCCGGCCGCGUCGACUACGUCUUCUCGAGCCACCAGAUUUGGCACGUCAUUGUGUUCCUGUCGCUAGUCUGGUGGCACGAGACUGGAUUCGUCUAUUUCCACUUUAUGCGCAGCGGACAGCAGUGCGGCGUGCCCACGUAGUGUUCUUUCGUGUGCGAGGCGUGUGCAGCAGUGUUGUCCCAUGCGGGCGCCCAGCACACACACACACACAAUAUCGUCCGAGCUGUAGAACGCCUUCCCAGAGUUCUGAUUUCUGCUUGGGCUGUGUGUUUCGCGAAACAUGCGCGCAUACUCAUCCAGAGCAUGGGCCCAAUGUUUGUGUGCCCAUAGCGAGUGGACAGAUACAACUUUCGUUGGAACUUUCACGAGACGGACGCUCUCGCACGACUUCAUGCGCGCAUGAUGUGUCGUAUACUGUCCUUUUUUUUUUCGAUCACCUGCACAUGUCAUCAAAGUGCAGUGACUUAAGUGGCAAUGCGGGCGCCAACCACGUCACGCAUGCUUUCAAACUUUGCACAUCAUUGGACCUCUUCUCCGAAGGCCGUUCAUCCCUUCAGGUCAUGGAUCUCAACGCUGCCUGUGUACUUUGCAGGCGUGGUCAGUUCCUAUUCUUCUCUUGAGUAUGUAGAAACAACUACAAACCAAGAGAUGAACUACAACGUACCGAGAAAACAAGGACUGGACAAUUUCUUUUGAAAAGAAGUUGGUCCAUUAGCACCGGCCGACCCUGACAGGUUUUGGCCAUCAGUGCCUUGUUAGCAUUUUUUUGGUUCGUUAACGAUGCUGGCGUUGUGGCGAACUUAUGACGUGUAUUUUUGCCAAAUAGUAUACUAUAUGUUUCAGACACUCAUUUAAACAUGUAAUAUAAAUUGCGCUAGAUAAGCGUAACAUUUCUGUUGUUUGCUGCUUUAAAAUUUUGCUUUGUUCAACAGCGAAACAGAGGCAGCGCUGAGACGCCGCUCAUGUUCAAAUGAGAUAAAUGCUGUUCAUCAGUGGUGACACUAUUUCAGCGACGUCUGCAUUUUGCUGUUGAACAUAAAGACUUUAGCAAAUACGGAAAGGGGGGCGGGGGAAUGUGUAACUUCUAUAGCGCAUUUAAAUCGGUGUGCUAGUUUGAAUAAACGCAUUUGUUAUCACAGCA
Messenger RNA from Dermacentor andersoni, 2062 nucleotides. Its product is annotated as progestin and adipoQ receptor family member 3. Gene Ontology annotation, cellular component: membrane. Gene Ontology annotation, molecular function: signaling receptor activity. The record is from RefSeq and is a predicted model, not a curated record. Lineage: Eukaryota; Metazoa; Arthropoda; Arachnida; Ixodida; Ixodidae.